Molecule: messenger RNA, 1688 nt
Organism: Trichomycterus rosablanca
Lineage: Eukaryota; Metazoa; Chordata; Actinopteri; Siluriformes; Trichomycteridae
Gene: kcnj3b
Product: potassium inwardly rectifying channel subfamily J member 3b
Exons: 3
Coding region: 56-1645 (529 amino acids)
Biological process (GO): potassium ion import across plasma membrane; regulation of monoatomic ion transmembrane transport
Cellular component (GO): plasma membrane
Molecular function (GO): G-protein activated inward rectifier potassium channel activity
Source: RefSeq, a predicted model, not a curated record
CUGUGCGCAAAAAGACGCAAAGACGUUCCGCCGGAUCUCUCAACUUUAUAACACGAUGUCUGCGUUGCAGAAGAAAUUCGGAGAUGAUUUCCAGGUAGCCACGACCUCUUCAAGCGGAGGCGCUUUUAAACAAGAGAAAAAGAAAAAAAGGCAACGCUUCGUGGAUAAAAACGGACGCUGCAACGUCCAGCACGGAAACCUGGGCGGAGAGACCAGCCGCUACCUGUCCGAUCUCUUCACCACCCUGGUGGAUCUGAAGUGGCGCUGGAACCUGUUCGUCUUCGUGCUCACCUACACGGUGGCCUGGCUCUUCAUGGCCUCUAUGUGGUGGCUGAUCGCCUUCGUGCGCGGAGAUCUGGAGCGCUCGCGCGACGACAAGUACACCCCGUGCGUCGCCAACGUGCACAACUUUCCGUCCGCUUUCCUUUUCUUCAUCGAGACCGAAGCCACCAUAGGCUACGGAUACCGGUACAUCACGGACAAGUGCCCCGAGGGCAUCAUCCUCUUCCUCUUCCAGUCCAUUCUGGGCUCCAUCGUGGAUGCCUUUCUCAUCGGCUGCAUGUUUAUUAAAAUGUCGCAGCCGAAGAAACGCGCGGAGACGCUGAUGUUCAGCGAGCACGCGGCCAUCUCCAUGCGCGACGGCAAACUCACGCUCAUGUUCCGCGUGGGAAACCUGAGGAACAGCCACAUGGUGUCCGCACAGAUCCGCUGCAAACUUCUCAAAUCUCGACAGACUCCUGAGGGUGAAUUCCUGCCUCUGGACCAGCUGGAGCUAGAUGUUGGUUUCAGUACGGGAGCAGAUCAGCUCUUCCUGGUGUCACCCCUCACCAUCUGCCAUGUGAUUGAUUCAAAAAGUCCCUUUUAUGAUCUAUCACUCAGGUCCAUGCAGACAGAGCAGUUUGAGAUCGUAGUGAUCCUGGAGGGCAUUGUGGAGACCACAGGCAUGACCUGCCAGGCACGGACGUCAUACACCGAAGACGAGGUCCUUUGGGGUCACCGCUUCUUUCCAGUCAUCUCUCUGGAGGAGGGCUUUUUUAAGGUGGACUACUCGCAGUUUCAUGGUACUUUUGAGGUGCCCACACCUCCACACAGUGUCAAAGAGCAGGAGGAGAGCUUGCUGCUGUCCUCACCACUCACCGCCCCCUCACUCUGCCACAGUACAGGAGUCCUGACUGAAGGCAGCAGCACUGUGGAUGGUCUGGAGGCCCUCCAGAGUGAUGCGGAGACCGGCUCAAUCAAUAUGGCUGCUCCCCUGACUACAACUAAACUUCCAGCCAAACUGCAAAAGUUGACUGGAAGAGACGGCAUGCCACGCAAGCUUCUACGCAUGAGCUCAGAGAUUACGUACAACCUGGGUGAGCUGCCCGUCAAGCUUCAGAGAAUCAGCUCUGCACCUGGCGUGGCCGAGGACAGGCUGCCACCUAUCAGCUCUCUGCUCAGCUCUGCAGAAGAAAAGUUCUCUUCCAGACUGGGACUUAUAGGGGGUGAACCCAUCAGCCAGUCAGUGACAGACCUGCCGCCAAAAUUGCAGCGACUAGCCGGAGGGAUUGGAGUCGGAGUUGGCGUUGGAAGAAUGGACGGCCACCUGCCUCCCAAACUACGAAAGAUGCACUCAGAGAGGUUUACAGGGUUAAGUCUAAAAUAAACACUGAUCACGCUAAAUUACAGCUUUAUAAGCGGAAUACGAC